Molecule: messenger RNA, 1317 nt
Organism: Lachancea fermentati
Lineage: Eukaryota; Fungi; Ascomycota; Saccharomycetes; Saccharomycetales; Saccharomycetaceae
Source: the annotation of a GenBank genome assembly
AUGAGACUUCUUAUAGCUUGUGAUGAAAGUGGGGGACUUAAAGAGAUUAUAUGCAAUAAGGGAACAGAUACAUCAGAUCAGCGGGCUUUGCAGCCCUUCCACAAUGAACUGCAUCUGGCAGAAGGUUUCAACAACAGAAUACAGAAGAUGCUGCUAAUAGGUUCAUCACAUUCAUUGCUUGCGAGAGCCAAUGGCUCAUUGCAACUAGUACGCUUCGAUCAGGAGAGAAGAAACGUGGAUGAAGAUGACGUGACAAAACAGCCUCAAUUUGAUGUUACUAAUUUCAAGAUCGUUUCCAGUGUCGAGGGACUUUUUGACGAACAGCAGAUCAUUGACUUGCAUAAAAGGUCUCAAAAGAGAUCAAAACCUAGGGAUGGUUUCGUUUCAUUAUGUACAAUUCCGACAAAGGCCACGCAUGUUUUCAGCGCUACCAAAUCAGGAUGUAUCCACAUCAUUGAAGUGAACGUAGAGGAAGAUUCGCUAAAAACGGUUCAAUCGCAUAAGGUAAAGGCUCCAUUAGAAUUUACUCAAAUCUACGACUUAGAUGAGCAGAUGAAAAAUCUCGUUUUUGCUUAUGGUGGUGAGGAAAACCUUGUCAAGCUUGCAGAUUUAUCUGCCGAUUUUUCUACUUUGAAGCAACUAUGGGAAGCCAAAAAUGUUAAGAAUGAUCGACUAGACCUCAAGGUACCAAUUUGGCCCAUGGAACUGAAAUUCUUGAAACCUGCUGAUGGUUCCUUUGAAAACAAAAUCAAUUAUCAGUUCAUCACAAUUUCACGCUUUUCACACUAUAGAAAAUACCAAACAAUUCAUGGCCGGAAGCCCAUUUCCUCAAAAGCUUUGCUCAAAAAAGGUGAAUCACUUGCCUUGCUAAAAUUUACUAACGCAGAAUUGACCCCGCUAGGCAAUCUCGAGAAAAAUGAAUUUGAGCCGUUGAACUUCGUAACCACAGAUUUAAGAAAAAACGUCAUGGUCUUUGACUCCGAAGGUAAUCUUCAAGGUAAGAUUGGAAACGGUGACAUAACUGGCUGCGUGACUUUUCUUGAUACUUACAAACAUCGCUACCUGCUUACCGGUGGUCUUGACAGAUAUGCGAGAGUGUACCAGCUCGAGAAUAAAAAACUAUUGUGCAAGUGUUUCACUGGUGGGAAAAUUAGUUGCCUAUUAAUACUAGAUGAUAAAGAAGUUGAGAUUCCUCAAACUGAAGAAAUCAGCAAGAAGAAGAAAGCUAGGAAGUUGACACAAGAGGAACAUCUAGCAGACGACGAAGAACUUUGGAGUAAGUUAGAUAGAAAAGUCAAAAGGUCGAAGAAAGAAUAG